Messenger RNA from Anolis sagrei ordinatus, 318 nucleotides. The record is from RefSeq and is a predicted model, not a curated record. NCBI's taxonomy places the organism in Eukaryota, Metazoa, Chordata, Lepidosauria, Squamata, Anolidae.
AUGUGUUUCCUCUGGUAUCAGAGUUUUGGCAUUAAGUUGAUAAGCAAUAAGAAGAGCCUAGCUUUGGAAGAGGCUGACAUGAAUGGCUGCUACUUCAAAGUGCUUGAGCUGGUGCUAGGUAUCCUGCAAGGCAACAAAGUCAACCAAGUGAAAAUCUUGCAGUACAUCGUAGAGUACAUUUUCAAUCUCCAGGUUGUGUUGGAAGAGCAGGUGAAUAAGGGACAAGAUCUGUCAGUCGAGGAUUCUCUGCUCUCUUUAAAACCAGCACAACUUGCACGAAAACUCAGCUCUGGGGAUGAGACGGCUCACUUCCAUUAA